UUCAGGUCCCUGGAGACAGUGACUCUGGCAGUGCCAGUCAGUCCACACCAUGGCCACCUGCUGGCAGGGCCUGUGGGCCUAUCGCUCGUACCUGAUUGUAAUAUUUCUGCCCAUUUUCCUGCUGCCUCUGCCCAUCCUGGUCCCUGUAAAGGAAGCCUACUGUGCCUACGCCAUCAUCCUCAUGGCGCUCUACUGGUGCACCGAAGCUCUGCCCCUGGCCGUCACUGCCCUCUUCCCCCUCAUCCUGUUCCCCAUGAUGGGCAUUAUGGACGCCUCUGAGGUUUGCAUCGAGUAUCUCAAGGACUCCAACAUCCUGUUCAUCGGAGGGCUGCUGAUGGCCAUCUCCGUGGAGCACUGGAACCUGCACAAGCGCAUCGCCCUCCGCGUGCUCCUCAUUGUUGGGGUGCGGCCUGCCCUGCUGAUCCUGGGCUUCAUGCUGGUCACAGCCUUCCUGUCCAUGUGGAUCAGCAACACGGCCACCACGGCCAUGAUGGUGCCCAUUGCACACGCGGUCCUGGAACAGCUGCACGGCAGUCAGGAGGGCAAGGAUGUCGAGGAGGGCAGCGACAACCCCACCUUUGAGCUGCAGGAACCAAGUCCCCAGAAGGAGGAGACCAAGCUUGAUAACAGGAAGGUCGCACCAGUCCCACCUGCCUCAAAGGCCAAGCAGAACCAGGAGCAAAUCCGCUUCACCCAGGGCAUGAGCCUGUGCGUGUGCUACGCGGCCAGCAUCGGGGGCAUCGCCACACUGACUGGCACCUCGCCCAACCUGGUGCUGCAGGGCCAGGUCAACUCGCUCUUCCCCGAGAACAACAACGUGGUGAACUUUGCUUCGUGGUUCGGCUUUGCCUUUCCUACUAUGGUCAUCUUGCUGCUGCUGGCCUGGCUGUGGCUGCAGAUCCUCUUCCUGGGCUUCAACUUCCGGAAGAACUUCGGCUUUGGGGAACAGGUGCAGGAGCGAAAGCAGGCAGCCUACCAGGUCAUCCAGACGGAGCACAAGCUGCUAGGCCCCAUGACCUUUGCAGAAAAGGCUGUCUCUGUCCUCUUUGUUAUCUUGGUACUGCUCUGGUUCACCCGGGAGCCAGGUUUUUUCGUUGGCUGGGGCAACCUGGCUUUUUCCAAUGCUAAAGGGGAAAGCAUGGUGUCCGAUGGCACCGUGGCCAUGUUCAUUGGCAUAAUUCUAUUCAUCGUGCCCUCCAAGAUCCCAGGACUGACCCAGGACCCAGAAAAACCCGGAAAGCUGAAGGCCCCUCCUGCUCUCCUCAACUGGAAGAUAGUGCACCAGAAGAUGCCCUGGAAUAUCGUGUUUUUGCUGGGUGGUGGCUUCGCCCUAGCCAAGGGCAGUGAGCAAUCAGGCCUGUCGGCGUGGCUGGGGAACAAGCUGACCCCGCUGGAGCAAGUGCCUGCUCCUGCCAUCGCCUUCAUCCUCUGCCUCCUGGUCGCCACCUUCACCGAGUGCACCAGCAACGUGGCCACUACCACACUCUUCUUGCCCAUCUUGGCCUCCAUGGCGCAGGCCAUCUGCCUCCACCCUCUCUACGUCAUGCUCCCCUGCACUCUGGCCGCCUCCCUGGCCUUCAUGCUGCCUGUGGCCACCCCACCCAAUGCCAUCGUCUUCUCUUUCGGGGGCCUCAAAGUGACGGACAUGGCCCGGGCGGGAUUCCUGCUCAACAUCAUCGGGGUGCUGGUCAUCACGCUGGCCAUCAACAGCUGGAGCUUCCCCAUCUUCGGCCUGCACACCUUCCCCUCCUGGGCCCACACCAACACCACCCAGUGCCUGUCCAGCCAGGUCAACUCCACCGGGCCUCGCCCCUAGGCCCAGCUACAACUGGGCCCCUCCUAGGGAGACCCACCCAGUUCCCACUCCUCAGAGCUGGAGGGGACACACCAAGCUCCAUGCGUGCCCUGGGCCAAAUGGAGAGAAAGGCACUUGUGCACACGGUCUCGUGAGUGUGCAGGGACGGUGCCUGCGCUCAGUAUCUCCUGUACGCUGCGGGAAAUGGGUGUGUACAUAUGUAUGCAUGUGUGUGUGAUGCGAGGAUGCCUGGAGGGUGCGUGCACGGGAUCCUCCAUGUAGAUGCUUGACGGUGCACACGCGUGCACUCACAGGCAAGACCACGCGCCCUCUCUGGUACCCAGGUUUUCAUUUUCCCAGCUUAGGGACCAGCCCCCGUUGCACUGUAUUUAUUGAAACUCAGGGUUGGGGUGGCCCAAGAGGAGGGCCUACUGGUGGUUGCUAUGGAAACAGCCUCUGGGCCUGACCCAGCACAGGAACCCCCUUACCCCCACCCCUGCCAUUCAGGGUUUGCCAUUUGGGGGGUUGGGAGAGGGUUCAAAUAUUAAGCACAUUAAAGUGUUUUUCAGUA
Messenger RNA from Tupaia belangeri chinensis (Chinese tree shrew), 2366 nucleotides. It is a transcript of the gene SLC13A2, whose product is annotated as solute carrier family 13 member 2. Lineage: Eukaryota; Metazoa; Chordata; Mammalia; Scandentia; Tupaiidae. Gene Ontology annotation, cellular component: plasma membrane. Gene Ontology annotation, biological process: cellular response to lithium ion; alpha-ketoglutarate transport; fumarate transport. The transcript is spliced from 12 exons. The coding region runs from base 50 to 1816 and encodes 588 amino acids. The record is from RefSeq and is a predicted model, not a curated record. Gene Ontology annotation, molecular function: fumarate transmembrane transporter activity; sodium:dicarboxylate symporter activity; alpha-ketoglutarate transmembrane transporter activity.